AUGGAAUCACCAAUACAAGCUAUGAUCGAAACGCUGACGGAGCAAGUGUUCAAAGCUCUUGUGAACCAAGCUCAAUUCUCAAUUGAGUUUAGCGGCCAGUUUAAGCAGAUGAAGACAGGGCUUGAUCUUGCCAAGGCAUUACUUGCAGACACAGAGAAUCUCAAUCGCAAGAACGAAACUGUCAGGGCAGGCUUGACACAUUUGAAGGAAGUGAUUUAUAAAGCUGAUGAUGUACUCACAGAUUGCUUGGUCAGACAUGAAUAUAUGAAAGAUGCAUCCUGGGCCGUUUACUUACUUCUCGAUCCAUUCUUCUGUCAUCGUAUGGGCAAGAAGCUGAGAGGCAUUAAUCAGCAUAUGAAGGAGAUAGAGAAGACAUUGGGCAGGUUUUUGAAGGCUCCAGAUAGCAUUCAUGCAGAUGAUUCAUACCAAGUUAGGGGAAUUAUGUCGCAGGACUGGAACCCAACUGACACCAUUGGAUUGGAUGAUGAUGUCGAAAAGAUAAAGGGUUGGAUGUUUGACACCACCACACCGCUUCACCGCAUAGGCAUUGUGGGAAUGGGGGGCUUAGGCAAAACCACCAUUUCCCAGAAAAUCUUUCAUGAUGUGAAAGUAUUAGCCCACUUUGACAAGAUGAUAUGGGUGUGUGUUUCGCAGUCUUUCAGCGCUGAGCGGAUCAUGAGGAGCAUCCUGGAAAGGGAGGACUUAAAGGGAAGAGAUGCCUCAUUGUUAUGGAUGAUGUGUGGAGUCACACAGAGGUGGACUGGUGGACUAACCUGUGUUCUGUUUUACCAAAAGAAAACAGCUGCAUCAUAA
Prunus armeniaca (apricot) is the source of this 813-nucleotide messenger RNA. Lineage: Eukaryota; Viridiplantae; Streptophyta; Magnoliopsida; Rosales; Rosaceae. The record is from the annotation of a GenBank genome assembly.